CAGAAGUUGGAAGUUAAAAAAGUUACAAAUCCCCUACUCUACGUUUCCAAAGUUGAAGCCAAAAAAAAAAAAAAAAAAAAAAAAACAACCACCUUAGUUCAGAAAGAAGUAGCAGUUAGCAAUUGAGCAUGAUGUUCAGGCAAGCUUCACGCCUCUUGGCUGGAUCGGUGAGGAGGUUGAGUAGGAGACCCUUCUCCACGGCCACGGAGGUCCCUGCUGCUGCUACCACCACCAACAUGGACUCAGGCUUCAUGGAGUCAUGGAAGAAAGUGAUACCAAACAUAGACCCUCCCAAGACUCCUUCACAUUUCAUGAACCCUCGUCCCGCUACACCCUCUUCCAUCCCUUCCAAAAUCACUGUCAACUUUGUGCUUCCCUAUGCCUCCGAGCUCUCCGCCAAGGAGGUUGACAUGGUCAUAAUACCAGCAACAACUGGGCAAAUGGGUGUUUUGCCCGGACAUGUACCUACAAUUGCAGAGCUGAAGCCUGGGAUCCUAUCAGUGCAUGAGGGAAACGAUGUGACAAAGUAUUUCCUGAGCAGUGGGUUUGCUUUUAUCCAUGCUAACUCUGUUGCUGAUGUAAUUGCCGUAGAGGCUGUGCCAGUUGACCAUAUUGACCCCAGCUUGGUCCAGAAGGGCCUUACAGACUUCACGCAGAAGCUAAGUUCAGCCACAACUGAAUUGGACAAAGCUGAAGCCCAGAUUGGUGUUGAUAUUCACAGUGCGCUCAACGCUGCUCUCUCAGGCUAAUGGUUAUCAACACCAUGUCAAGUUUUUCUUCACUUUCCCAGUUCUGCUUUAGCAACUGUUUGAUGUUCCCUCAAUAGUUAUUAGAUCUGUCAAGAUAUCGUCACUAUGAUUGCCAGGAGUGAAAUAAAUAUUUUUCCCAAAGAGCCCCCAUUCUUUCUAUGUCCAAGAUGCCGCUUCAUCUGAAAAUUGGAAUAUUACUCUACUUUUUUCCAUUUGGAAAUUUUAUUUCAAUGUUUGGUUUUGAUAUCACACAUAAAGGAAAUCACUGUACUUUGUUUUUCUCGGUCUUGAAAUGAUGUUUGGAUUUCAGUUGUCAUAA
Messenger RNA from Quercus robur (English oak), 1068 nucleotides. RefSeq names its product ATP synthase subunit delta', mitochondrial. Gene Ontology annotation, biological process: proton motive force-driven ATP synthesis. Gene Ontology annotation, molecular function: proton-transporting ATP synthase activity, rotational mechanism. NCBI's taxonomy places the organism in Eukaryota, Viridiplantae, Streptophyta, Magnoliopsida, Fagales, Fagaceae. The coding region runs from base 129 to 749 and encodes 206 amino acids. The record is from RefSeq and is a predicted model, not a curated record. The transcript is spliced from 2 exons.